AUGAAUCCAUCAAAUAAAUCUUCUAAUCUUGAUGGUUGGAAUGAUCCACCAGCUAAUCUUGCUCUAUCUGAUAAUAUAUCAACAAAACGUGUCUUACUUAAUAAACGUGUUCCAUAUACUAAUCAAGAUCUAACAUCAAUAAAUAAUCCUGCGAAUACUUUAAUAGUACCACCACCUGUUUCCACUUCAUCAUCAGCAAUCUCAACAGUAACUUCUUCGGAUAAUACUCCGUCAACAAAAUCUGAUUUAUUAACAAUUGAAGAAAUCGAUGAAAUAUUUCAUAAACAAAUGAAAAAAUUAGAAGAAUCAGCAAAUAUUGAAAAAAAAAUUCUCGAAGAUAUUAAUAAAAAAUACCAGGUUAUGCAUGAUGAAUGGUCUCAAGAAAAAUUAUCAUUGAAUACAAAACAAACACUAUCAAAUAUAUUUCAUGAACUUAAUUCUAAUCAUAUACAGCAAGCGUUUGAUAUGCAUAUUGUUUUAGUUCGAAAUGCAAGUUCAGAAGUUGCUCGAUUUAUCGUCGGUAUUAAACGAUUAAUUCAAGAACUACAACGAUUACCAAAUUAA
This is a messenger RNA of Adineta steineri, 564 nucleotides long. The record is from the annotation of a GenBank genome assembly. NCBI's taxonomy places the organism in Eukaryota, Metazoa, Rotifera, Eurotatoria, Adinetida, Adinetidae.